Astrephomene gubernaculifera is the source of this 2294-nucleotide messenger RNA. Lineage: Eukaryota; Viridiplantae; Chlorophyta; Chlorophyceae; Chlamydomonadales; Astrephomenaceae. The record is from the annotation of a GenBank genome assembly.
AAUUAGGGUGAAAUUCAGCGUAUUUAUAGCUGAAUAUUACGGCUAAAUUUUGCGGUCGUUAGGGGUCUUGUUACUGAGAACUGACUGCUAAUGAAGUGCAGUUAUCUUGCACAAGCGGUUCUGCCGUCUCAUGCAUCUACCAAAUGGAGCGGACUGGUUGCAGCCCUCGCACUUUCCCAGGUUUCAGAGACAGCAUUGGCAAACGCCCUGCCCGGAACGGUCAUUCCUGGCUCAGCGCGUGCUGCUCAUGGAGCACGGUUGCGCUAUCUUUCUCUAAGCCAGCAACACCGUUUCAGCUCGCUAGCAUUUGAGGAGGUGACGGCAGGCGCUCCGACAACAGAACACCCGGUGGCAUCCCCCAGCCGCACGCUCUUCAUCCUUCACGGGCUGCUGGGCUGCGGUCGCAACUGGCGCACCUGGGCCCGGCGCCUGGUGGAGGGCGCGGCGGCGACUCACCCGCCUGCCGGGGGGCCCUGGAGGGCAGUGCUGGUGGACCUGAGGUGCCAUGGGGCCAGCACGGGCAGGCCCGGACUCCACCCGCCACACAACAUGCACUCCGCGGCGGAGGACGUGUCGCGGCUCAUCCAGGAGCAGCUCGGCUCCCACGCCCCGGGAGCCGUGUUGGGCCACUCCCUGGGCGGUAAGGUGGCCCUGGCGCUGCUGGAGCAGUGCAGCACACGCGCAACCGCCGCAGCCCCAGCCCCAGCCGCCGCCGCCGCGCCGCAUCAUCAUCAGCUACCGGUAGCCUCCGGAGCGGCAGGGACGACACCGCCCCCAUCACUGCCAGGAUCAGCACCUCCACCUCCUACACCCAUGUCAUGCGUUGAGGGGUCGUCCGCAGGAGCAGCAGAGUCAGCAGCAGCAGCAGCAAGGCCGCAGGUUCAGGCCGCCGCCGGCUGCUCGCAUGCCGCCGCCGGUGCCGCCGCCGGUGCCGGUGCUGCUGCCUGGUGUGCUCCGCCCCGGCAGUUGUGGGUGCUGGACUCGCAGCCGGGGCUGGUGGCGGCGGAAGCGGAUGUGGGGACGGGCGUGUCUCGGGUGCUGAGGAUUGUGCAUUCCGUCCCGCUGCCGGUGCCCAGCCGCGCCUGGCUGCUGUCCCACCUGCGCCAGCGGGGCCUGCAGGAGCACCUGGUCAGCUGGCUGGCCAGCAACCUGACACCCAUGAAGGGGGGGCAGCAGCAGCAGCCGCAGCAGCAACAAGGGGCGCAUGGGGGAGGGCAUGCCGGGGCGCCGCUGACGUGGUCGUUCAAUGCGCAGGGAGCGGGCGCUAUGUACAUGGCGUACAGGACCACCGACUUCUGGCACCUGUUGGAGCGCCCGCCGUACGGCACUGCCGUACACCUGGUGCAGGGGGGCCGCUCCGACCGCUGGCCUUCCGAGAUGCAGCGGAGGCUGCUGGAUGCUGCAGCCGCAGCCGCCUCACCCGCCCCUGGAGCCCCUGCUGCGACGUCGUGUGCACAGCCCGGGGGGCGGGACCAGGGGCAAGUAGCGGGUCAGGUGCAAGGGGGGGCCCGGGGUAGCUUCCAGCACCAUGUGCUGCCUGACGCGGGCCACUGGCUGCAUGUGGAUAACCCGGAGGGGCUGCUGAGACUGGUGGUGCCGCGACUGGGGGAGCUGUAGGUCCCAUGCGGGAUUGAGAGCAGGCGGUUGCGGGAUGUGGUUGGAGGGACUCGGUUAGGAGCUGGGGCUUGGGCUUGGGCUCGGGCGGGACCGGACCGAAGCCACCUCGUGGGUCAUGGCCUGCCGCUGUGAUUUGCGCCCUUGCAUUGAGAUCCAUGCGAAGAGGGCGGCAUGGGUGUGCCUGUGGUUGCGUGCGGCAAAGUAGGCGUGCGUGUGUUGGCUCCAGCGCCCAUGAUGAGGGCUCAAUGCGAGCAUUCGUUAACAGUGCAAAGCAUACCGGUAGUAUAAAAAGCCGUCUUAUCUUGUUUAGAACCAGCAGGGUCGCUUUUUACAUGGCGAAGGACUGUUCACUUCACCAUCAGCGUCUGCCGAAGAAGUGGCCCAACCUAUUCUUACUUCACACGAGGGCCUACAACAUGUGUGCUAACGGCCCCUCGAACAGGCACUCCCCCACACACACCCAUGCCGCGCUUGGAACCUCGACACGGCUCCUCCUUUCAUCCCCACCCGCGCUUAUUUGACUGCAUGACCACCCCAUGAUCCCCAAACGCAACGCCAAGAAAGCUUUUCAGCUGCGACUGCUGACCCCUUUUCACGGCGUCAAUCAGGAAAGACCUCUUCACGGCUUGCACCGGGCAGGCAGGCACACGAAGGACACACUGCCAACCCACAUCACA